CCCCACCUCGCAGAUAUCCACGGUCCGGCGCUACUGUGGUUCCAGUUGUUUUCACAUCCCCUCGCCAACAAAGAGAGUCCGGAGCUGUUCUUUCUUUUCGAAUUAAAUCUGGUGAGUGAUGCGCAACUAAAGACCGACGCUAGGUGCUCAUUAAGGUGUGAAACAGCCUACAGCAGAGACAGGGGGAGAGAAGGCGAGACUUUCAACAAACUUCAGAUCAAACAGAAGAGCGAGGAGCGAAAAUGGUGUCUGCCGGACUGGAGAUUCUGGGACUGUCUAUGUGCGUAAUUGGCUCGCUCCUGGUGAUGGUCGCGUGCGGGCUUCCCAUGUGGAAGGUGACGGCUUUCAUCGAAGCCAACAUCGUGGUGGCUCAGACGAUCUGGGACGGGCUGUGGAUGACGUGUGUGGUGCAGAGCACGGGCCAGAUGCAGUGCAAGGUGCACGACUCCAUCCUCGCGCUCACCCACGACCUUCAGGCGGCCAGAGCGCUCACCAUUAUCUCCUCCAUGAUGGGAGUGCUGGGUCUUAUGGUUGUGAUCGCGGGGGCGCAGUGUACCAACUGCAUUCGCACAGAGUACAUCAAAGCUCGCGUGGUGAACGCCGGAGGAAUCAUCUACAUCAUCAGUGGUCUGUUCGUGCUGGUGCCUCUUUGCUGGAUGGCCAACAACAUCAUUUCGGACUUCUACAACCCCCAGGUGCCCGCAUCCAAGAAGAGGGAGAUUGGCGCUGCGCUCUACAUCGGCUGGGCGGCCACCGCCUUGCUUCUUAUCGGUGGGACGCUGCUGUGCUGCUCCUGUCCCUCCAGCGGGAACUCGGGAUACUCUGUAAAAUACGCACCGACCCAGAGAGCCACGCAGAACGGGGAGUAUGACAAAAGGAAUUAUGUGUAGCUGCGUGGCGCAGUGCAGGCGCGGUGCGUAAAAGCGACCUGCAGCUUUCCAAAAACUGCUUUCUAUUUUUAACGGACGUUGUUUUUUGUUUGUGUGUGUUGUUUUGCACCAAUCUUUGGUUAAUCCUUUUCAAAUCUGAACUUUGGAAUCAAUGGAAGCACCUCUGCUGUUUUUAUAAGGGUCCUUCAAUAUUCUCGGACCCCUUAUUUACACUUUUUUUGUUUCAGGAGAUUUAAAAGACUUUUAAAGGAGGUAACUCGCAGCAGAAAGGAGUAUCUUUGUUAGGUACCUGCUUUUGUAAACCUUCCAGUUUAUUCAGUUCUUUGCUGUUUUCACUUUGUUGUUUUUUGUUUUGUGGUGAAAUCUUUUGAAAGAAAAUGUUCAUCUCUUCUCUUCUCUUUGGGCAUUGUCAGCACAACGUUGUACAGUAGAGAAUGGCUGCCAGGCCCACAAGAACCAUUCCUUUGGUGGAGCUUUUUGUUGAUAUCUUAACAACAAUGUCCAACAACAAUUAGGAUGAAAGAAGGAAAUUGCACCUGUUGAAGCGCCAACAAAUGUAAGACAGGAUUUCUAUGUUAAUGUGGUGAUGCUAAAGUUUGUUCAGGAUCUUUUGGUCCCACAGAUCCUGGAAUCUUACCUGUUUUUUAUUUUUUUGCAUCAUUCGCACGAUCUCUUUUUGUCUUUUCAAAAAUUCUUGCAAUAACUUUGUUUUCUGGCGUCAUGAUGACGUCAUGUUUCAUUAUCCAUGUAUAUGAAGAUGCAAUACUGUUUCGUUUUUAUUCAGAUUAAAGUGGAUUUAUUGUCUGA
This is a messenger RNA of Nothobranchius furzeri (turquoise killifish), 1697 nucleotides long. It is a transcript of the gene cldn5a, whose product is annotated as claudin 5a. Gene Ontology annotation, biological process: cell adhesion; bicellular tight junction assembly. Lineage: Eukaryota; Metazoa; Chordata; Actinopteri; Cyprinodontiformes; Nothobranchiidae. Gene Ontology annotation, cellular component: bicellular tight junction; plasma membrane. The record is from RefSeq and is a predicted model, not a curated record. Gene Ontology annotation, molecular function: structural molecule activity.